AUGUCAGAUCGUUCAAAGAAUGUCAUUGGACGCUGGUUUACAGACCAGCGUCCCUCGACACCGGUCACCACUCCUCCUGCUUGGCCCAAUUUUAGUACAGAGACUGGCUUCAUUGCUAAUCCUCAACUUACCCCAUCUUUUGCAUUAACAAACCACGUUUGGAAUGACACAACUCAUUCUUCUAGUGGAGAUUCAUUGUUGGAAAAGGAACAGAAUAAUUUUGUGAUAAAUCAUAAUUUAAACAGCUCAUUAACUUCUUUAUCAGCUUCACCAGAUCAUAAUCAUGUAGUUGUAGCAGGCCGCGAAGUUCUUAAAGUUCUGAACGUGUCUGAGCGAGAAAUUACUGAAGAAAUUAAUCUCAAGAAUAGACAUAUUAAAUAUAGCAGUAAUGAUGUAAAGUGGGGCAAUGUCUCCACAAAAAAUAAAAUCGCGACGGCAGCAACUAAUGGAUCAAUUAUCAUUUGGGAUAUAGGAAAUGAUCGGAAAAUCACUGAACAUUCACGUGCUGUAAAUAGGAUCUGUUUUAGUCCUACGAAUGGAUUAAUACUUUUAAGCGCGUCUCAAGAUUAUACUAUGAAAUUAUGGGAUUUGAGAGAACCAGAGCCUGCCAAGUUUACUUUUGAUGGCAAAUGUGAAAGUGUUCGUGAUGUUCAAUUUAAUUCAAUAAAUACAAAUGAUUUCGCAGCAGCAUUUGAAAAUGGUACCAUCCAGAAAUGGGAUAUAAGAAAACCGAAUAUACAUGAAAGGAGAUUGAAUGCACAUAUAGGUUCAGUUCUUGCCGUGGAUUGGCAUUCUGACGGAAGAACUAUUGCUAGCGGUGGGCGCGAUAAAUCAAUUAAAAUAUGGGACAUGAACUCUGAUAGUAGGAAACCAAGGGACGCAAUUCAAAGCAUGACAAGUAUAUCUCGCGUUCAAUGGCGACCUAAUCAUCUUAAUGAAAUUGCUUCAUGUGCGUUAUUAAGUGAUAAUAGAAUAUUUGUUUGGAACAUAAAAAGACCUUACAUUGCAAGUUAUUACUUUGAAGAGCAUGAUGACGUGCCAACGGGAUUUUUAUGGCAUGAUUCUGAGGUUUUAUGGUCUUGUUCAAAGGAUAAAUUUUUUAUUCAACAAGACAUGAGAGAUUCCUAUCGUCCAUUGAACAUGCUUAGCAAAUGUAGUAUUGGAUGGAGUGCAUAUGACAAGAUUGCAUUUGCUAUUGAAAAACCAAAUGAUUCGGAAGACCAAUCUAGGUCAAUAUCAUCUACAAGUAAUCAAUUUAGGAUAAUGCAAAGACGAAUAUCUCCUAUUAUUAUCGAAACUCGUAACGAAGAUCACUAUGAGUUACAACAAAAAACUGGUAUUGCCUCCCUUCCCACUUUUGAUCACAAAUCCUUUUCAUAUCUUGCUGAAAAUUACAUGAUUUCAAGUCAUGAUAUUGUAUUCGCAUGUGAACAUAAUGCCAAGGUUGCAUGGGAUGUUCAAAGAUUUAGAACUGCACAAACCUGGAAAAUGAUACAGCUUUUAUAUGGAAAUUUGGAACCUAUAAACAAAUCAGAGUCUACUCAUGAAGAUGAAGUUAUAGAUGAUAGUUUGUUAAAAGAUUCAUUUCCCACUAAUCCUUCAGUGGAAAUAAAAUCAAUAAAAGAUUUAAAUAAAGAUCUAAAUACUGUAACGAAGCCUAACGAGACAUUAGUUGAAGAUGAAGAUUCAUUAUUUGAAUCUGAUGGAGAAGACGAAGAAAAUCGGGUGAAAGAAUCUGAUGAUGAUAUUCAAAAAUCUCCACGUAAUUCAAUUAAGAUGACAAGUCGUACUGUUCAGACAACAUAUAAUUCAACAUUAAAUCGGAACUGGGAUAAAGAACCGAUGAUAACUCAAUUAUUAGAUUAUUAUGCAGAACAGAUGUGUGUCACUUUGGUUUUAGUUCUUGGUGAUAGGAUUAAAAUAAGUCAGGAGAGAGUAGAGCAAUGGUUUUUUUCUUAUAUUGAAUUGCUGCAUAGAUUUCAACUCUGGUGUGGAGCUACACAUGUUAUUUCAUCUAGCAGAAUUUCUUCUGUUGAGAUGAUGAAUCAGCAAUCCACAACAAUAUACACAACAUGUAACAAUUGUUUCAGACCAAUGCUUAACUAUAGAUGUGGAUAUUGGAUAUGUGAAAAAUGUCGGAAGAUGUUAAAUCCCUGUUCAAUAUGUCAUAAUACAGUGAAAGGAUUAUAUACUUGGUGUCAAGGUUGCAGCCAUGGAGGACAUCUUAUUCAUAUGCAAGAGUGGUUUUUGGUAAAUAAUGAAUGUCCAACUGGAUGUGGACAUAAAUGUUCUACAAAAUUUUUUUGUACUUGA
Molecule: messenger RNA, 2313 nt
Organism: Funneliformis geosporum
Lineage: Eukaryota; Fungi; Glomeromycota; Glomeromycetes; Glomerales; Glomeraceae
Source: the annotation of a GenBank genome assembly